This is a messenger RNA of Drosophila obscura, 802 nucleotides long. RefSeq lists its product as uncharacterized. Lineage: Eukaryota; Metazoa; Arthropoda; Insecta; Diptera; Drosophilidae. The record is from RefSeq and is a predicted model, not a curated record. The transcript has a single exon. Bases 88 to 690 code for a protein of 200 amino acids.
UUAAUGUCAGUAUAGUUUAGGGAGUAGAAAUACUCUACCGUAAAUUUAAAAAUUAUAUUAUAUUUUUAAAUAAUAUUUUUAAUCAAAAUGGAACCGAGCUUCGUUAUUGCCACGAUCAUAGCAAUCUUCUGCCAACAAAUGGAGCUCUGCUACGAUCCCGCCGGCUAUGUGGGACUGGAGUCGACGCUCUUCAUACUGAUUUCCAUUGUGGCACUAAACAAACUGCAGGGCUACCGGAAAUCAUACAAAACCCUUUGGGAGACAACGGCGGAGAUAAUUUUCAUCUGCCUGACGAUGCAGGUGCUUUUGGUGACCGUGUGGUAUGUCGCCUACUGUUCGCUGCAGGCCAUAGUGGAGGCUCUCUUCAAUAGUGCACGCAGUUUGUUGAGUGACAAACACGUUGACAAACUGAACACAGUGCAGCCAUUCGCAUGGACCAUCUGUAUGCUAACGGUGGAAAUGGCUUUCGUGUUCGAGACCAUCCAGAUGGAUGGACUGCAGUUGUACUUCGGUGUCAUAGAUGAUCUCCCGUCAGAGAGUGUGCUGUCAAUAGUGGCCGAGCAGGAGGCCAAAAACGAAAGGAGGGAGCAGCGCCUGGCCAGGCAGCGGGACAGAGGAUAUUCCCGACAGCCAGCAAGGAGAUCAGUAAAUCGCCGCGGACCGCGUUCAAAGUCCAGGGCAAGUAGAUAGACGGGGGUGACAGCACCUCUGUGCUGAUAUGGAAGCUUCUAUUCUUCAAAUGCAGCCUUUAAGUGUAUCAAAAUUAUUACGAAAUAUAUUUCAACAUAGGAAACAUUAGAAA